AUGAAGUCCACUCAAGAUAUCAUCGCACGCCAGUCUCGUCCUCAGCGCAACUCCACCUGGACCCCAAGGACGCGCGAUUGGCGCUAUGCAACUGGUGUAUUCCAGCACGACGACUUCAAUGAUACACCAAGAGAUCGUUCGGUAUGGGACACGCUUGACUUGGACCACCAGGUUGAUGACAGGAAGAGAGAUAGGAAUGGAGUUGCGGGUAAUCUAGAGCGACAUGGUACUAUGUCACCAGAGAACGCCCCGAAGCGCAGGAAGACGGAGCACGCGAGCGAUUCAGCGAACACAGUGUCGCCGCGAGAUAGCGUAUCUAGCUCUGUGGUGACGUACGAGCACAUACAGACGACGAAGUUGGGUGAUGGAGUGUCAAGCUACUCACCAGUCAAACUGAUCGUCAAACUACGCUUUACAGGCGGAAACAUCGUUGCAAUGCAGCACAUUGUUAACAACGAAGCUUACCUUCCACCAACACCCGCGCAAACCCCAGCCUCCAAGAAACUAUACGCAAUCGACUCUCCAGUAAUUGCUCGAACAAAUUAUGUGCCCGAUAUGCCAGACUCUCCCCGUUCCAACCGCGCAAACUCGCUCUAUCAGCGCCCAUGGGUCGAUGAAACACUCGACUUCAACAUGAAAACCGUCCGCUCGACACUCCAAGAAGCAAAUACGCAAAUCGAACGACCAGGAGCGACCGAAAACUGGUACCCCUCCGCCGUGCCCAUCGACGCAAUCUUCCCCCCCGGCGUGCCCCUCUCCGCAAAAGAGAUACUAGCCUUCUACCCGCACCACACCUUCUUCCGCGGCCCACCACCCACUCCCCCCCUCCUACCCAGCACCCUCCCCUCCUCCCGCCCCACCCACACCCUCCACACCACGCACCUCACCCCACCCCACCCCCAAACCACAAUCCCCACUCUCUCCGCCCUCCUCAACGGCCUAAAAAACCUCCCCUCAGGCCCCUCCGCCCGCGACCUAACACACGUCCUUACCUGGUACCAAUGUAUACGCGCUACCUUCCACCCACCCCUCGAUCUAAACGUGCUGCACACACAGGCGCUGGUCCGCGCCCUACGCCGUCCGCUUAGGUCCUAUGGGCCGCAGAAUCUGGACCGCAUUGCGCUGGAGGAGUGGCGCGGUGGGGGGUUUGUGGAGUGUGCUGUUGUGCGGCGGGGUGAGGUUGGGGUUGAGGAUGAAGGAAAGGGAGAUGGGGAGAGGCGCAAACAGUCCUGUGUCGAAGUCGAUCUUUUGAGGGAGGAGGUCAGGGCGCAUGUCGUGCUGCCGGUGAGACAUGUUCUUUUGUUUCCGUUUGUUGCUGUGCAGGGGCUUGUUGGCGAGGCGCUGAGGAGGGGGGUGGAGAGGGCGGAGGGGAGGAGGGAGGGACGGCGGGAGGAGGUACGGCAGAAGGAGGGACGAAAAGAUCAGACAGUCGGCGCGGGGGAUACGCAUCGUGUCGGAGGAUGUUAUGGUACGCCAAAGCGCCCCAUACCUCCGCCGCGAAACGAAUUCCCGCCAACUCCUGAGACUACGCCGCGACGUGCGGAGGUUAGGACUGCUGCGCCGUGGACGCCGGUUCGGCCUUUUGUGUAUGCGCGGAGGUAGGGUGGCUGGAUACAUGCGGUGAAUUGGGGGAUGUAAAUAGGAUGCGGGG
Dothidotthia symphoricarpi CBS 119687 is the source of this 1651-nucleotide messenger RNA. RefSeq lists its product as uncharacterized. Bases 1 to 1602 code for a protein of 533 amino acids. The transcript has 2 exons. Lineage: Eukaryota; Fungi; Ascomycota; Dothideomycetes; Pleosporales; Dothidotthiaceae. The record is from RefSeq and is a predicted model, not a curated record.